GUAUAUGACUGGUGAUUAUAUUAUAAAGUAUCAUAAUAAGGUAUACCAGUCAGAAGCAGGUAAUUCCUUUACUUCGCUUCCCAAUAACUCUCAUACAAAAGAGACCGUUCCAUUGGAUAUUAUUACAAAUGAACUAGUAUGUCCAAUUACUAAUGAUUAUAGCGAAGUCUUUAAAAAAUUGCCAUGUAGACACUACCUUAGUGAAGUUGGAAUCAAAGGAUGGGCCGAAGAGUGUAAAAGCAAGAAUAAGCUUUUUUCCUGCUGUAUUUGUCGUGCUGAGUUCCAAGAUAAAGAUGUUGAAGAUGCGCCAUUAUCUCCCUUACACCGUGACAUGUAUAAUCAAUUAGUUUCUAUAGGUUAUUUGUCCAGACAAGAAACGAUAACUGCAUUUCUUCCACCUGAAGUCAUCAUUGGUGUCCAACAAAAUUCCAGAAUUAAGAUAAAAGUUUUUGGAUUAAUCAAGAAGCGUAGUUUAGCAUAUAAACAAGCAGAAGCUUCUUUAAAAAACGAAGAUUAUGUGUUGGCCAUUUAUUGGCUAAACUAUAUUCUUGAAACCUGGCCGGAUAGUUAUAGCAUACGCUGCAAACGAGCAUGGGCAUUACAACAAGUCGGGGAUCUUUAUCAAGCAAUCUCAGAUUUGAAUAUUGCUGCUUAUUUAAAACCUUCAAAAACAGAUGCUUGGAAUCUUCUUGCUAGUGUAUAUAUUCGAAUGGGUGUUCCUAAAUUGGCACUCCAUCAUAUAUCUCAGGCCCUUAAACUUGAUCAAGGGAAUCCUCAAUUUUUAUUAAUGCGUAGUACAAUAUAUAAAAAAUUAUGUCAACAUGAGAAUGCAUUACGUGAUUUAGAUCUGAUUUUGUCUUCUCAAUCAUUGAGCUCAUCUCGGUUAAAGCCAUUGAUCGCAAUGUUUAAAUUUAAAAAUUCAAGAUACAUUCAACCAGAAAAUAAGACUAUCAUAAUUGAUACUUUGAUGAAACGCAGCCAAUUAUAUUAUGAUCAAAAUAAUUAUACUUUGGCUAAAAAUGACUUGGAAAAGCUUUUAAAUUGGGAAAAUAACCAUUUUGAAGGGCUUAAAUUACGUGGAAGGAUUCAUGCGAUUACAUAUCAAUACUUCUCGGCUAUAUCGGAUUUUGACCAUUUACUGGAGCUUAAUCACAAGGAUGCAGCCUUAUUACGUUUGAGAGCAAGUUCAUAUUCAUUAAUAGGCAAAUUCGAACAAGCGUUAAAGGAUUCAAAUCUCGAUUUAGAACUUUAUCCAACAGAUGGGUACUCGUAUUACUGGCGGGGCACGAUCCUUUAUAAAAUGGGCAAGUACGAAAGUGCGUUAGAUUAUAUGUAUGCCGCAUAUAUUGUUGAAGGCCCAAAUGCAGAUUUUUAUGAACUUCAAUGUUUUUGGAUUUAUUUUCGUUUAUUUCGUUACAAGGAUGCACUUUCUUAUGUUAAUGGAAUUAUUGAAUAUUACUAUAAAGAAAUUACUGAUGGAAACAGAUACUAUAUUAGAUUUAUUUCAUUAAGGGGAUUUCUUUAUAGCAUUUUGGAAGAUAAAGAAGAAAAUGCUUUAAAUGACUUUCGGAUAAUAUUAGAAGUUGAUUCAGAAUAUUUAGAUGCAUUAACUAACCGUGGUAAUCUGUACACUAGACUUCAGAACUUUGAAAAGGCGAGGAAAGAUCUUAAUACCGCAAUAGAGAUUUACCUAAAAUAUGGUGGUACAAAUUACGCAGUAUUCCAAAAUCGUGCAUAUUUGUAUUAUAAGAUGAGAGAUUAUGAAAAUGCUUUAAAAGAUUUGGAUGCAUCAGAUAAUUUGUGUUCUGAAAUGAGUAGUAUGGCAUCGUCGAAAAAAGAAUUUAGCAGAAUAUCUCACCUUUAUCGGGGAAUCAUUUACCAUAAACUUGGGAAAUAUGAAAAUGCAUUAGAAAAUUUGGACAAGUCAAUAGAAAUUUUGCAGGACAAAAUGACUAUGAUUCCACUUUUCGAACGUGCGUUUGUAUAUUGUUCAAUCAGCCGUUUUGAAGACGCAUUAAUGGAUUUAAAAAAAGCAUUAAUAGUUGAACCAAAAAAUGUUUACAUGUCAAAAGCCAUGACCAAAGGAAUUAGCCUUUAUGGAACUAUGUAUCGUUUUGAUCCUUGCAUGGAAACAAAGCUUAAUUGGUUAGAUCUCCGAAACCCAAAUCCACAAAUGCCACUUUCAACCUUGAAAC
Molecule: messenger RNA, 2195 nt
Organism: Dentiscutata heterogama
Lineage: Eukaryota; Fungi; Glomeromycota; Glomeromycetes; Diversisporales; Gigasporaceae
Source: the annotation of a GenBank genome assembly